Hylaeus anthracinus is the source of this 1196-nucleotide messenger RNA. RefSeq names its product glucose-induced degradation protein 8 homolog (gene Hou). NCBI's taxonomy places the organism in Eukaryota, Metazoa, Arthropoda, Insecta, Hymenoptera, Colletidae. The transcript has 3 exons. Gene Ontology annotation, molecular function: protein binding. The record is from RefSeq and is a predicted model, not a curated record. Gene Ontology annotation, cellular component: cytoplasm; nucleus. Gene Ontology annotation, biological process: proteasome-mediated ubiquitin-dependent protein catabolic process. The coding region runs from base 389 to 1081 and encodes 230 amino acids.
CAAUUAUUUUGUAGCUUUAGCUAGCCUUACUCACAAACCAAAACGGAUUGUGCACGACUCUUAACGUUGUAUCUUGUCCGCACUAAGUCAGUGCCGACGACGUUAUUUAAACAUUUCAAGAGUAACUUGUAUUUUCCCUAAGAACUUUCUCCUUUACUUUUCUCAUCGGAAAAAACGGCCGAUUUACUUCUUAAGUAAACUGAGUUGUGUUAUAUUUAAGAGGUUAUCUUCGUAGGGUUGGUUUAUUUACGCUUCGAAACAGAAUCAGCUGUUGUUGUGUCAAACAGUUCUCGAAGUUUCUUUUGCGGAGUGCCUUGGUUCCUUUUAUAUCCGCUGUUUUCCUACACAUUUAUUUAUCACAAUCAUCAAUGCUAGUUACAAAAGAACAAUGAGCUUCCCGGAAAAACAAGACAAUAUAUCGAAAGAUGAGUGGGUUGCCAAGCUGGAAGAAAAUUCCCAUACACAGCGUGUUUCCAUGAAUAAUCUAAUUAUGAAUUAUCUCGUCACAGAGGGGUUCAAGGAAGCAGCAGAGAAGUUUCAACAGGAAUCUGGAGUAGAACCUACCGUAGAGUUGAGUUCUUUGGACGAUAGGAUUCGCAUUAGAGAUGCCAUUCAGAAUGGACGUAUUCAGGAGGCAACAGACCUUGUGAACCAAUUACAUCCGGAAUUGUUGGAUAAUGACAGAUAUCUUUAUUUUCAUCUGCAGCAGUUGCAUCUUAUUGAGUUGAUUCGCACUGGCAGAAUCGAAGAGGCAUUGCAAUUCGCUCAGGAUAGAUUGAGCGAAGCUGGAGAAUCAGAUGAUAAUAUCUUAUGCGAAUUGGAGCGUACUCUAGCUCUGUUAGCUUUCGACGAGCCUCAUAAGAGUCCAUUUAGCGAUCUCUUACACCCAACUCACAGACAAAAAAUAGCAAGUGAGUUGAAUGCAGCCAUAUUGAAAAUGGAGCACAGAGAAUCUACGAGUCCACGAUUAAAUAAUUUGCUUAAAAUGAUACUCUGGGCACAGGAUGAACUAGAUGAGAAAAAAGUGAAAUACCCGAAAAUGACUGAUUUAGGUAGUGCCACCAUUGAGAGUCCAAAAUAAUUUUGAACAAGAUAUACCGUGGGACAAUAUCGAUUUAUUUAUUAGUAUGAGAAAUGAAUGUGUGAUUGUAUUAUAUUAGUGUUUUACAUAACAGGAUAUAAGGGAAGAACCGAGA